Molecule: messenger RNA, 560 nt
Organism: Platichthys flesus (European flounder)
Lineage: Eukaryota; Metazoa; Chordata; Actinopteri; Pleuronectiformes; Pleuronectidae
Product: Golgi-associated plant pathogenesis-related protein 1-like
Exons: 6
Coding region: 1-534 (177 amino acids)
Cellular component (GO): extracellular region
Source: RefSeq, a predicted model, not a curated record
AUGACUGAUGAGUGUUACACCCAGGCUCCUAGCAGUCUGGGUGGGGGCUACCAUGGAGUUGUCAAAGCCCUCACAACCACAGACAUAAUGGCAGAUGAAAGCUUUCAGAAGGAGUUCCUGGAGACUCACAAUGUCUACAGGGCGAUGCAUGGUGCGCUGCCACUGACGCUCAGUAGCGACAUGAAUGAUUCAUCUCAGAAAUGGGCCAAUCACUUGCUGGAGCUCGGUGCCUUAAAACACAGCGAUACAAAACAUGGAGAGAACAUCUACUACAUGAUGGGUUCCAAGACCGUGACAGGGAAAGGAGCUGUGGAUGCGUGGUACAGUGAGAUCAAAGACUACAACUGGAGCAGUCCUGGGUUCGGCAUGAACACUGGGCAUUUUACUCAGGUGGUUUGGAAAGACACCACUAAACUGGGCGUGGGUGUAGUCUCUAGUGGUGGCAAUGUCUAUGUGGUCGCCCAAUAUUCUCCACCUGGCAACAUGAACAUGUCGGGCUACUUCGAGAAAAACGUCCUUGAGAAAGAUGCCUGAUCGGAGCAAAAGAUGUUACCUGCUGG